Messenger RNA from Zerene cesonia (dogface butterfly), 1375 nucleotides. RefSeq names its product protein RRNAD1. The record is from RefSeq and is a predicted model, not a curated record. NCBI's taxonomy places the organism in Eukaryota, Metazoa, Arthropoda, Insecta, Lepidoptera, Pieridae. The transcript has 6 exons. Bases 40 to 1350 code for a protein of 436 amino acids.
GAAUACAAUUCGAAAUCUUAAAAGUAUAUAUUGUACAAAAUGUCGAACCAUAUGGAAAAUGUGAGGGCAGCUAUUGAUGCAGCAGUCAAAGUGGUGCAAACUUACAAAUGGCUUUUGGAUUUGUAUGUUUUGGAUUUUUUCGUUGAUAAUCAUUGGGGCAUGUUACCUCAAUCUUGGCGAGACAGUUUUCACGAUAUAGACCCACAGACUUUGGGAUACAUGCUUCAGGAUCAUCCCACAAAGCACUUGUUCCCUUUAUCUUUUUUAGCUCUUGUAAAAUUUGUUAAAAGCAUGAGUUUGCCAAGGAAGAGCAGUUAUGAGUGUUCCAGUAAAAAUAUGGAUAUUGUAAAUAAUCAGAAAUUGAGAAAUAUGUUUUUAAAACAUGUGAAAUUGAAGAAACGCCAUGAAAUCAGUUUGAUGGCAAAUGUUGUGAAUGAUGUGGCCAUAACCAGUGGCUGUGAUGCUGUUAUAGAUUUUGGAUCAGGCUUGGGACACUUGGUACGAAUGCUGUCAUACAAUUAUGGUCUGAAAACUGUUGGAAUAGAAUGUCAAAGCCAAUUGACUGAUGAAGCUAGGAAACUUGACUUGGAAUUGGAGUACACAGCGAAGAAAUAUGUCAAUAUUGACAACAUAACCAAUUUUCCAAGACCCAUUCAUUGUAAUGAGACACUCUCCAGUGCUGAUCAGCUUGAAACUCUCUCAUUGAAAGAGACAAUUCACAAUCAUGGUCUUAUAGGCCUGCACCCCUGUGGCAAUCUGGGGCCUUUAUUAUUAAAAUACUUUGUACAAUGCAACAGAGCUCAAUUUAUCUGCCUUGUUGGUUGUUGUUAUAUGAAACUUAGUAGCGAUGGCUAUCCUAUGAGCAAAUAUUUGAUGGGACGGGAUUAUGAACUAUCAUAUGCGAGUAGAGAGAUUGCAUGUCACGCUAUUGAAGCAUAUUGUGAGAAGCUUUGUAAAGGAGAUUAUAAUGAUUUAAAAGUACAUGCAUUCCGAGCAGCUCUUGAAAGGGUCUUGGUGGAACAUGAUCCAAAACUGCGCCAUUCACCCAUCAGGAGCGUUAAACAUACAGACAACAUGACUUUUGAAAGCUACAGCAAAAUAGCACUGGGUAGAUUAUCAGUACCAACGAUGGACACCUCGAAGAGCACAGCCGACCUCGCCCAAUGGAAACGCGUUGUGGUGCUGUACACGCUGCGACUUGUGUUAGCUCCCCUUGUGGAAACUGUGAUAUUGCUGGACAGAUUGUAUUAUAUGAUGGAGAACGGUAUUCACUGCGAAGUACAUCCGGUAUUUGAUCCUAAUAUUUCUCCAAGGAACCACGUCAUGAUCGGCAGAAAAAACGUCGUGUGAUUAAAAAUAAAUGCAUACAAUUAUA